Molecule: messenger RNA, 759 nt
Organism: Triticum turgidum subsp. durum (durum wheat)
Lineage: Eukaryota; Viridiplantae; Streptophyta; Magnoliopsida; Poales; Poaceae
Source: the annotation of a GenBank genome assembly
AUGGGGCGUGGCCGGGUCGAGCUCAAGCGGAUCGAGAACAAGAUCAACCGCCAGGUCACCUUCGCCAAGCGCCGCAACGGCCUGCUCAAGAAGGCCUACGAGCUCUCCGUCCUCUGCGAUGCCGAGGUCGCGCUCAUCAUCUUCUCCAACCGCGGCAAGCUCUACGAGUUCUGCAGCGGCCAGAGCAUGCCCAAAACACUUGAGAGAUACCAGAAAUGCAGUUAUGGUGGGCCAGAUACAGCAAUACAAAAUAAGGAGAAUGAGUUAGUGCAGAGCAGUCGAAACGAGUACCUCAAACUGAAAGCACGAGUGGAGAAUUUGCAGAGAACCCAACGAAAUUUGCUUGGUGAAGAUCUCGGGUCACUCGGCAUCAAAGAUCUGGAGCAGCUCGAAAAGCAACUUGAUUCAUCCUUAAGGCACAUAAGAUCCACAAGGACACAGCAUAUGCUUGACCAGCUCACUGAUCUCCAAAGGAAGGAACAAAUGCUGUGUGAAGCGAAUAAGUGCCUUCGAAGAAAACUGGAGGAGAGCAGCCAGCAGAUGCAGGGCCAAAUGUGGGAGCAGCACGCCGCCAACUUGCUCGGCUACGACCAGCUGCGACAGUCCCCGCAUCAGCAGCAGGCGCCACACCACGGCGGCAACGGCUUCUUUCACCCCCUGGACCCAACCACUGAGCCUACACUUCAGAUAGGGUAUACCCAGGAGCAGAUAAACAACGCAUGCGUGGCGGCGUCGUUCAUGCCGACAUGGCUGCCCUGA